Molecule: messenger RNA, 4986 nt
Organism: Python bivittatus (Burmese python)
Lineage: Eukaryota; Metazoa; Chordata; Lepidosauria; Squamata; Pythonidae
Gene: TLR2
Product: toll like receptor 2
Biological process (GO): immune response; toll-like receptor signaling pathway; inflammatory response
Cellular component (GO): signaling receptor complex; plasma membrane
Molecular function (GO): triacyl lipopeptide binding; protein binding; transmembrane signaling receptor activity
Source: RefSeq, a predicted model, not a curated record
AGCUAAGUUCUUUGGUUUAAGAAGUAGGGGCUUUGGAGCUGUAGUCACACACUUCAAGUUCUCAGUAUCAAAGUUACUAUCGACUAUUGCUCUCCAAUGACAAUAAGAUUGCUUCUGCAAGUUAGCCUUUCUUCCUUAAUAAUUCCAACAUGUAUAAAUGCAUGAAAGAAAGGUAAGAUAAGAAGCUGAGAAAGUUAUAUUAUAUUGGCAGACUCAAAGGUAUCUUCCACAGAGCAUAAACUUGCAGAUUUUCUAAUGUAUGCUGGAAAAUAUUAGGAAAUAUUACCAAAUAUUAGGAGCACUGAGCACCUGUUUGUUUAGUUAUCAAAUUGGUGUGCUGCCCAACUCCCAAUGACUCUGGGUGGCUCACAGCAACUAAAACAAGAGAAAUACAAUUACUAGCAAGUUUUUUAAAAAAAAAAGACAGGAAGAAUGACAAACCAGACAGGAACAAAGCAAAGGCCUGUUGCAAUUGCUGAUAUUGUUCAACCUUCUGAAUGAAUGUGAUCCCUGGAAGACUAUUCUGGUAGAUGACAUGAGUGGGAAUGAGACAAGAGUACUGAUGAAGUAACAGGGCCAUUCAGAGACACAAGAACCAUGAGCAUCUGUUUACAAAAAGGUCUGUUUGUUUCAAAUAUGUGUUUCAAGUCCAUUUAUCCAUACCUAGUACGCUAUAGAGGAAACCAGUCCUUUCAAUUAAUAUGUAACUAAGCCUGGCUACCCAGGAAGUUAAACUGCAUAUUUUCAGAUGAGGUGAUGCAGAAAAUAGCAGGUGUUCCAACGGUGCAGUUUUUUAUGAUGUUUUUUUAAACCUCGGUACACUCAGCAGCAAACAGCAACAUAUUUUGAGUCCUCAGGGUCAAACUCCAUCCAAAUCAAGUGUCCCACUGAAAAGAAAUGCCUUUCUGGACAGGAGCAUGGGUGAGAAAAGCAGCACCGGGAUUGACGUUUCCUUCCUCCCUCUCCGCGAAAUUGAAUGCCUGGAAUAAACUGAGACUCCCCACGUAGUUUCCUUCAUCGGUGCUGGUUCAAGAAACAAAACGGAACAAAGCAUGGGGUGUUCUGAGCUGGGAAAGCUGCACAGGGCCUUUACCUCAGUGUCAUCUGCUCUUCCCUGGCCAACCCGAGGCAGCUUCGGAAGAAAGCCUUCAGCAGCCAGGCAGCCCAAGCGUAAGGAAUCGUGCCCGGGAGAGGGGGCAGCGGGAGGUGUGGCUAUUGCGAGGGAAAUUCCCGGAAUCUAAGUCUGUAUUUGAGGCGAAGGGGCCUCCCACACCCGCCACAGGCUGCAGGAGGUCGCCUUCCGCUCCGCCUCAGCCGCCCGGCGCUUGGCCCGCAGAGAGGACGCGGCGCGGGAUCGUUCGUGGCGUUUUCUGAGGAGGCGAGUCAGGCGUUGCGAAACCACCGCGGAAAGCUGCGUAAUCCCUACCCGGGGGAUUUCGGAAGGCAGCGGAGUUAAGAUGCCGGGCAUGAGGUGCAGGAAGGAGGAGAUAAUCAUGAUUUUGCCAAUUUGGAGUCUUUGGUUCAUCUCAACUGCUGGAGCUGAAAGUCUUUCUACUGAAAAGAUCAUUCCAUUUUGUGACCUUGCUCAUUGCAACUUUUCUGGGAAGAGUUUGCACACUGUUCCACUGGGUAUAUCAGAUGUCGUCUUGGAACUGGACCUGGCCUUCAAUAACAUAGUACAUAUCAGAGAUGGGGACCUGAAGUUUGCAGUCAAUCUUACAAUGCUUUUGCUUCAAUCCAAUUUAAUUCACACAAUUGACAAGGAUGCCUUUGACUUCCUUGGAAAGCUAGAGUAUUUGGAUUUAUCAAAGAACAAUCUGACCUACUUGUCACCCUCUUGGUUCAAACAUCUUUCUUCUUUACAGAAGUUAAACAUAAAAGGGAACUCCUAUUCGAAACUGGGAGAAAUUCCAUUAUUUUCUGGCUUACAAAAGCUGGGAUAUCUGUACUUGGGAAAUGAUAAGUUCUCCUCUUUACAGACAAAAGAUUUUGAAGGAAUUUCAGUUCUUGAAGAACUGGAGAUUGAAGGACAAAAUCUUAAACAAUAUCAACCAGGAACUCUACAGUCUCUUGAGUACAUAAAUCAAAUGUUUUUGAAUGUUCCUAUCAACUCCAUAUUGCAUCAGAUAAUAAUUGAUGUUAGAAAUUCUGGGGUGUCUCUUGAGUUGAGAAAUAUCCAACACCACCACCUUUUAUCCCUUAUCUCUUAUUUCAGAGAGGUUCCAGUGACUGCUCAGAAGCUUGUAUUUAGAAAUAUUGAACUUUUAGAAAAACAUGUUGCGCAGUUACUUGAUGUGUUAUCCCGUAUGAGUCAACUACAAGAGUUAGAACUUAUAAAUAGCAAAUUACAGGGUACUGGGUAUUUCAAUAAUACUCAGACUAUUUCAAAUAAUGUACAUAUAAUAACAAUUAGAAAUUUAAAAAUAGAUUCAUUUUAUUCAUUUUCAGAUCUUUCAUCUAUGUUGUAUCUUGUAGAGAAUAUUACCAGACUGACAAUUGAAAAUUCGAAAGUUUUUCUUGUGCCUUGCAAUCUUGCAAAAGCAUUCCAUUCAGUGCAGUACCUUGAUUUCAGUAUAAAUUUGUUUCAGGAUUUGUUAUUGGAGCAUUCAUUGUGUCCAGGCAGUUGGCCUAAACUUCAGACUUUCAAUGUUAGUCAAAAUUCUUUGAAAGAUGUUGAUAGAAUAGCUCGAAGUGUGGCUCAUUUAGUCAGUCUUACUAAUUUGGAUAUAAGUCAGAAUACCUUAGAACAAAUGCCAGAGUCAUGUCCUUGGCCAAGAAGCUUGAAAUAUUUAAACAUCUCUGGCUGUAAAGUAGAGAAACUUACGGGUUGCAUCCCUGACACUUUAGAAAUUCUGGAUGUUAGCAACAAUUUUCUCUAUGAUUUUAAGGUGAGCCUGCCUCAUCUUCAUGAACUUUACAUAAAAAAUAACAGAUUAAAAGCCCUUCCAGACACUGCCUUCAUCCCUCAUGUAAGGACUGUGAAUAUUAGAGAAAACAAACUAUUUGAGUUUUCUGAGCAGGAACUGGAACAGUUUGUAGAAUUGGAGAUGCUGGAUGCCCGUUUUAACAGCUUUCAGUGCAAGUGUGCAUUUGUUUCCUUUGUACAGUCUCAUCCAAGAAUAUAUAAUAUCUGUGUUGAUUGGCCUGAAAACUACAUCUGUGAUUCUCCAGAUUAUGUAAAAGGGGAUCAGAUAGGAGUUGUCCAGCUACGACUGACUGACUGUCAUUUCAGUUUAGUCGUGUCCAUCCUUUGUAUUCUGAUACUCCUGAUCAUCCUGGUGGCAGCAUUUCUUUGCUACAAGUUUCAUGUUAUCUGGUAUAUACGCAUGACCUUGGCCUGGCUUAAAGCAAAACGCAAGCCUCAAAGGACCCACGACCAGCCAGUCUGCUAUGAUGUGUUUGUUUCUUAUAGUGAACAAGACUCUGAAUGGGUGGAAAAUAUUAUGGUGCAAAUGCUGGAGCAAACAAACCCUCCAUUGAAACUCUGCCUUCAUAAAAGGGAUUUUACACCUGGCAAAUGGAUUGUAGACAAUAUUAUUGACUCAAUUGAGAAGAGCUCUAAAACCCUGUUUGUACUUUCAAAGCAUUUUGUACGGAGUGAGUGGUGCAAGUACGAAUUGGAUUUUUCUCACUUCCGACUUUUUGAUGAAAAUAGUGACACUGCCAUUUUGAUCCUUUUGGAACCCAUUCCAGCAAAAACAAUUCCUGAAAGAUUUUGCAAACUCAGAAAAUUAAUGAACACCAAAACUUACCUUGAAUGGCCAAGCAGUGAAGAUCAACAACAAAUAUUUUGGUUUAAUUUGAAAAUGGCAAUAAAAGCCUAGGUGACAGGUUGGGAUAACAGACCAUUUCCAGUAGAACCAGUUUUAGCAGCACCUCUGAUGUGAAGAAUUCAGUACAGUUCAGGAUAUACAGCUGAUAGUCCAGGAAGCAAGUAGGAUUUCAGAACUACUGUGAUUCCUUGAGUCUCAGACAUUUCCUUCACCAUGUAGUUUGACUGCUUUACUGUGAGCAGAAACAUUGGGAACAUGCACUACUAGCCCUGUCCAGGUUUUGCAUGUGUAUCUGAACUCUCCAGAUGUUUGUGAAAACCAAGAAAUUAGCAGGGAAGUACGCAGUAGCUGAUGUGUUGAAGGGGACAGUUCUAGCAGAGUCUCAAGAACCAAUUAACCAGGAGAGGUUGAAGGAAUUGAUAGACAAUAUUUGUACAUUGGAUUAAGCCACUAUUUGCUUAACUGUGAUUUAUUCAAUAAGAUAUUAUCUGAAUUCAUGCAUCAUGCUAAGCUGUAAAUCAUGAUGUACAAAUAACAGAGGCCACAUAACACAGUAAGCCAAACCCAAACAAGCUGCGCUGUGGUUUGGUGUGAUGUAUGCACUGAGUGAACUUUGGCAUGCCAAGAAAAUGAGGCAAGCAGGGGAACUAACACAAAUAGUUUUUCAGUCAUGAUUAAUUAUAAAAAAUAGUAUCUAUUAAAUUCGCUGUUGAAUAGGAGCAUAUAUCAUGUGAAUGCCCAAUAAUAUAAGUAUAUAUUAUACUUAUUAUUUAAAUAUGAAACAAUAAGUAUAAUAUAUACUCGUGUAACUUAGGCCUUUUCUGUUGUUUUUUAGAAUUUGGUGGUUGCUAAAAGCAGACAACCACUUAAUGCACAGAAUCACUCAAUUGCUGGAUGGCAUUUUAUUGGUGGUUACUAUCUUUUGAAAGCUCCCGAGAGCUAUUAGAAGUAGGCCGCAUAUAAAUCAGUUAAAUACAUAAAAUGAGUAAGUUGCUUAAUUGAAUGUGUCCUCAGAUAAACCAUAAGCUGUGACUUCCUUGUUGUUUUCAGAAUUUGAGAAGAUACACAGUACAUUUGCACUGAGCUUCAUUCCUUUUCUGAGGGGCAGAAAGCACUUCCUGCAGAUACUUUAGUUUACUAAGGGUAAUGUGUGAAAUAUGUGUUUUCUGGUAACAUUCUGUACUUCCUGACUGAAAUAAAAUACUUUUCUUAA